This is a messenger RNA of Photinus pyralis (common eastern firefly), 1591 nucleotides long. Its product is annotated as probable serine hydrolase. Bases 605 to 1549 code for a protein of 314 amino acids. NCBI's taxonomy places the organism in Eukaryota, Metazoa, Arthropoda, Insecta, Coleoptera, Lampyridae. The transcript has 3 exons. The record is from RefSeq and is a predicted model, not a curated record.
GCCUGUUUCUCGCCACGCAUUUUGUCUUGUUUCUUGAAUACGGUCAAGGGGUUUUUACGUUUGUAUCUUCUUCUGAGCCCUUAUUCUCUACAUCGAACAGAAAAUAUCAUAAAAUGGCGUUCCAACCACAAUUUCUUAUCAAACGCAGCCUUGCACACUUCAAAAUUCGCCCAUUCCUUAUCCUGCAUGAUCUCUAUCUCCUAUCGGGAGUACAUUGCAAAUUAUUAAUUUUCGAUUCUCGAUUAGUGUAAAGUACAAGUAAAUUUAUUGGACGUAUAGCAACAUGUCAGAAUGGUCCACAGGGCAUUUUAACUAUAUUGCGCCACUGGACACGAUAUAUUUCAAACAGAAAUCGAAGUGAUAAAGUCGCUCUAGCUAGGAUAAUCUGCGUUUCUAACGUAAGCAUACUUACGUUUUGUUUUUUUAUUACCGAGUGGUUUUAUAGUGUGGAUUAUGCACUAUCUAGAAUGACUACAUUCGUUUAGUUUAGCCUCCUAGCUCAGGGAACACCGACGCUUUUCAAAAAAUUGCGCAAUCCAUUUCAAGACUUCGUACCUACUCAGCAUUUUAUCCUUAGCUCCGCAAGAAACUUAAUCUUAAUCAAAUGUCGCAGUCACAAAUUAAUGGCUUCCAAAGUCAAGCUAAUUCGCAUACGGGUGCUGAGUUUGAAGAAAUCACAAUAGACGUUCCUUGGGGAUACAUUGCGGGCAAAUGGUGGGGUUCAAAAACAAUUCAACCUGUACUGGCAAUACACGGUUGGCAAGACAAUGCAGGAACCUUUGACACUCUGAUCCCUCUAGUCAUGGAUAGGAAUACGUCAUUCUUGUGUAUUGAUCUUCCUGGUCACGGCUUAUCUUCACAGUGUCCGCCGGGGCACCAUUACUCUGCCUGGGACUUCGUACUUACUGUACGGCGAAUAGUAAAGCGCUUUAAGUGGAAUAACAUUAAAAUCUUGGGUCACUCCAUGGGCGCGGCAAUUGCAUUUGUAUACGCUGCUAUAUUCCCAAAUGACCUAGACGGUUACGUUGCAAUUGAUAUGAUCUCCAGUGUGCCAAGGGAAACCGAUGAGAAUUUUGAUUCCAUUAAACUCUCGUUAGACAGAUUUCUUCAGUAUGAUGGUUUCAACUGGGAAAAUUCCAUGAGUUAUGAGUACGACGACAUAGUACAACUACUGAUGACUGUCUAUUCCAACUCUCUUACCACUGAAUCAGCCAAAAUCUUACUAAAACGGGGUGCAAAGCAAACCAAAGAUCACCGUUUCCAAUUCAGACGCGACGCUUGUGUCAUCGUCGAUAAUAUGGCAUCUUAUUUUACUUUUAAUACAAUUUUAACGUUCUCAUCGCGUAUUAAAUGCGACGUCAUGUAUAUUCAAGCAGAAUCGGGACUGAUGCUUCACAAGUCUGAGCAACACGACGCUAUAGUCGAGAGUAUUCGCCAAAGUGCCAGAAGAUUUGAACAUUGCACGGUUCCUGGUACGCACCAUGUGCAUUUAAAUAAUCCCGAGAGCGUGUGCAAUAUCAUUAAAUCGUUUUGGAAGACCUGCAGGUAGAUGCGCUUUAUAUAUAGAUUACAGUAUUUUAAAUAAAUAAUU